AUGAUUGAAAAUAAAAAUCGGGUUGAAAUCAUUAAUGAAAUUGAAUGUGUCAGGACAGAGAGACUGAAUUAUCUUGGUCAUUUAUUUUGUUCUAUAUCUCUUUACCAACAGUUCUUGAACAUGAAGAACCAAACAAUGAUCACUGAGGUCUUUCUCUUGGGAUUUCCAAAUCUCGGCAGGUUCAGGAUUUUAAUCUUCAGUCAAAUCCUUGGUAUCUACCUUCUGACAUUAUUUGCAAAUAUCCUUAUUAUUGUAUUGGUGAUAGUCAGCAAAAUUCUUCAUUCUCCCAUGUACUUUUUUCUCACACAAAUGUCCAUUUCUGACAUGCUUAUGACCACAAACAUUGUCCCUGAAAUGCUUUCCAUAAUAUAUAAUGAAGGGAAUUUCAUGUCUUUGAAAUGCUGCAUUUUUCAUCUUUAUUUAUUUGGUGUCUCUGCAGUUUCUGAGUGUUUCCUUCUGACAGUCAUGUCUUAUGACAGAUAUCUAGCUAUCUGUGUUCCUCUACUCUAUGACUCAAUAAUGGACUCAACCUUAUGCCUCAAAUUGAUUGUCCUGUGUUGGAUAUUAGGCUUAUCACUAAUGCUAAUUACUCCAAUAACAAUAGGCAAUUUUCUAUUUUGUGGGCCAGACUACAUUGACCAUUUCUUCUGUGAUGUUGCUCCCUUGCUGGAGCUUUCUUGUUCUGAUACCGUAAUAGUACAAAUAGAAACUCACUUACUUUGUGGACCUGUUCUAAUAAUACCAUUUAUAAUUGUCAUGGUAUCCUAUAUUUAUAUUGCCCUUACCAUUAUAAGAAUUCCUUCUAUUACGGGGAGGCAGAAAGCCUUCUCCACCUGCAGUUCCCAUAUGACUGUAGUUUCUAUAUACUAUGGCAGUCUUAUCUGUACAUAUGCUGUUCCAUUUAAAGGAAAAUCUGCAUCUUUGAGCAAAAUCCUGUGUCUGUUCUAUACUGUUGUGACACCAAUCAUUAACCCAGUUAUAUACACGCUAAGAAACAAAGACAUCAAAGAGGCUGUAAUGAAGCACUGCAAAGUUUAA
Molecule: messenger RNA, 1038 nt
Organism: Pelobates fuscus (common spadefoot toad)
Lineage: Eukaryota; Metazoa; Chordata; Amphibia; Anura; Pelobatidae
Product: olfactory receptor 5P68-like
Exons: 2
Coding region: 1-1038 (345 amino acids)
Biological process (GO): G protein-coupled receptor signaling pathway
Cellular component (GO): membrane
Molecular function (GO): olfactory receptor activity; G protein-coupled receptor activity
Source: RefSeq, a predicted model, not a curated record